This is a messenger RNA of Myxocyprinus asiaticus (Chinese sucker), 1136 nucleotides long. Its product is annotated as CD226 antigen-like. Gene Ontology annotation, cellular component: external side of plasma membrane. Gene Ontology annotation, biological process: positive regulation of type II interferon production; positive regulation of immunoglobulin mediated immune response; positive regulation of natural killer cell cytokine production. The record is from RefSeq and is a predicted model, not a curated record. Lineage: Eukaryota; Metazoa; Chordata; Actinopteri; Cypriniformes; Catostomidae. The transcript is spliced from 6 exons. The coding region runs from base 77 to 1129 and encodes 350 amino acids.
CGGAUUCUUGCAGCUGAAACAUAAAGUGCCUGUGGUCCCCGUCAAUGCUGUAUUCAUUCUGUCUCAGAGGAGCAAGAUGGUGGCAGUACAAAAGGAUUACUGGUACUUCUUGGUACUCAUGAUGUCGCUCUAUUUUCUUAAAGGAUCUGUUCAGAUGAAAGCCCCAGAAUCGUCAAUCAUACUGCAGGAGGGAAUGGUUUUGCACUGCCUAUGCCCAUGGAGCGGCCAUCUCACUAUGGUCUCUUGGACUAAAAAAUCUCUUUCGCGACCUGUUGCAGUGUAUCAUCCUCAGUAUGGCUCCAACUUUGCCCCAUCUUAUGAUGGUAGAGUGGAGUUUCUCAAAACCACUCCCAUGGAUGGCAGCAUUUCCAUAAUGAACGUCACUGAGGGCGACAUCGGCCACUACCAUUGCUCUCUGCAGACCUAUCCUCAAGGUUCCUGGACCAAAGACAUACUUGUCGAAAAAAAAGCAAUCACCACCACCAUCUCUAUUCAACCCAACAUUGAGUUGCUGGCCACAGAGAAUGACAACAUGACCAUUAGAUGUGACCACGUCCACAAAGGUGUGGUUUACCAAGUAAGCAUAGAAAAGUUGGGAGAAGAGGAGGGCAGUAGCAACAUUAUAGCAACAUGCCAGAUGCUGGACAGUGGUGUGGAGCUGAGUGAGUUCUCCAGUAGAGGCCAACUAAACUGUAGUGAUGCUAUGGAGGUUAGUCUACACCUCACCAACAUCAUCAAAGAGGACGGAGGAUUCUACCGUUGCAACUUCAGCACAGAUUCUGGUGUCCAGACCACUACAAUACUGCUGAACACUUUAUCUAGCCAAGAGUUGAGGAGUCUUAGGUACAUGCUGUAUGUGUACAUUGGAGGAGGGGUGGUUGGUGGCACUCUUCUGAUGAGUCUCAUUUUAUUGCUGACAAGGGUGAACAGGAGGAAAAGGAGGAGAGAGGAAUAUAGAAUCAAACUGCAACCCGGUAAAAGACAGCAUAACCAAUAUGAUCAUGGCUGUGUCUAUGACAGGAUGAAAAAAGGGACCCGAACGGGGGCAAAAGAUAAAGAAAUAUAUGCUAACUUUCAGAUAGUGAGAGCUCAUGAAAAACAAAACCAGAAACGAAAACAAAAGAGAUGAUUGCUCA